This is a messenger RNA of Apis florea (little honeybee), 2472 nucleotides long. It is a transcript of the gene vib, whose product is annotated as phosphatidylinositol transfer protein vib. Gene Ontology annotation, biological process: phospholipid transport. Gene Ontology annotation, molecular function: phosphatidylcholine binding; phosphatidylinositol transfer activity; phosphatidylinositol binding. Lineage: Eukaryota; Metazoa; Arthropoda; Insecta; Hymenoptera; Apidae. The record is from RefSeq and is a predicted model, not a curated record. Gene Ontology annotation, cellular component: cytoplasm.
UAAGCAUGACGUCAUUUUGCAAAGUGUCUGUGAAAUAAGAGUGGGGAAAUUCGAUGCACAUGUGUGCGCAAGUAAGUGUGCUUUUUAGUGGCUGUAGCAGUGUGGCACUCAGUGAUUCAAGUGUGUGGCAGUCCGUUGAGAAGUCGACGCCGUUGUAUGCGUAUGACUGCGGGUUGAGAGAUAACACGAGUGAAUUUGCUAAAGCAAGGGUGGUUCUGUGUGGCCGCACUGAAUUACUGCAGCCCAUGUGCUCUGCUUGUUAAAAUGCUCAUCAAAGAAUUUCGUGUCACUUUGCCUCUUAAUGUGAAAGAGUAUCAAGUGGCUCAGCUAUAUUCUGUAGCAGAAGCUAGCAAAAAUAAUACUGGAGGAGGAGAAGGAAUACAAGUGUUAAAAAAUGAACCAUUCACAGAUUAUCCUUUGCUUGGUGGAAAAUAUUCUUCAGGUCAAUAUACAUACAAGAUUUAUCAUUUAGCUAGUAAAGUGCCUGCUUUUAUUCGUAUUAUGCUGCCAAAGAAUUCCUUGGAAAUUCAUGAAGAAGCUUGGAAUGCUUAUCCUUAUUGUAAAACAGUUAUUACAAAUCCUGGAUAUAUGAAAGAAAAUUUUGUAAUUAUGAUUGAAUCAUUUCACAUUGAUGAUGUUGGAAAUCAACAUAAUGUUCAUGAAUUACCUCCUGAUAAAUUAAAAAUAAGAGAAGUAAUACACAUAGAUAUUGCAAAUGAUCCAAUUGCAAAUGCUGAUUAUAAGGAGGAUGAAGAUCCAACUAAAUUUAAAUCUGUGAAAACAGGUCGAGGUCCUCUUAUUGGUAAAGAUUGGAAAAAUAAUGUUCAACCUGUAAUGACAUGCUAUAAACUAGUUACUUGUGAAUUUAAAUGGUUUGGUCUACAAAAUCGUGUUGAAAGUUUUAUACAAAAAGCAGAAAGGCGUCUUUUUACUAACUUUCAUAGGCAAGUGUUUUGUUGGAUAGAUCGUUGGUAUGGUUUAACUAUGGAAGAUAUUAGAGCAAUUGAAGAGAGUACGAAAGAAGAAUUAGAUAGGCAAAGAGAUCAAGGAGAAGUGAGGGGUAUGCGAGCUGAUGAUUGAAGCUUUGAUAGCUUCUAUUAUGGAUGGUUAAAUCAAUUUCCUUAUAUGUCUCAGAUACAUACGCAUACCUAUAGAAAUACACUCACAUAUGUUUUGUCAUAGGCGAUCCUGCAGGAUCGGGACAAUUUCCAGAAUUUAAGUGUUUAGAUUCAGUGUCUAUUAUAAUUACUUAUGAUUUUAAUUUAUUUACAUUUACAAGCGUUUUAGAUAAAUGUAUCUAUUGUCAAAGAUUAUAAUAUAGCAAAUAAUAAGAGAGAACUGAUACAGAUCAGUUCAACUUAUACAAUGUAUAAAAUAUUCAAAAAAAGAGUACAGAGUUCGAUAAAAAUCAAUUUAGGUGGAAAAAUAUGUAAUGUUAUUUAACACCAUAGUAGUUCAAUAUUAAAAUUUAUAAAUAAGUCGUUCGAAAUGCUUGCUAUAUAAUAUAAAUGAUGAAAUUAGACAUAAAAAUUGCGAAAUAUUCACAAUUUAUUAUUUUAAAUUUAUUAUAUUAUGAUUUGAAACCAAAAAUAUCACUAUAUUUAUAUAGUAACAAUGGUUAUUUUAAUAAGUUUGUGUAGUAUGGCCUGAAAAUUUUUAAAUCCAAUUAUACUCUGUAUAAUAACCAGAAGAAUUAAACAAAACUAUUUUAACAGUUUCAAAACAGAAAAUUGAUUUUGUCAUAAUUUACUCUCUUACUAAUAUUCAAUAUUACAAAUAAAGUGAUAAAUAAUGAUUAAACUAUAGAAAUCCUUUUUUGUGUUUCUUAAUGAAAAAAUUAAAGAAAAUAUGUGCAUCAAAAUUAGGACCAAUUUGCUAAACUUCAAUUAAAUCUUUGAUUACUAUAUUGGCACUAUAUUGUUUGUGAAAAAUAUGAAAAUAAUUUUAUAAGAUGAUUGAAUUAUACAUAUAUAUAUAUAUAUAUAUACAUAUGAAAAAAAAAAAACUAUUUUAAUGUAAAAGUUACAACGGCAAAUGCACUAUUGUAUAUAAGAAAAGAAGCAUCCAAUGGAAUUCAAAUUGAAAUAUUAUAUUCACUUAUAUAUUUCUUUACAUUCCAAUAGAUCUCUAUCCAACAAAUUUAAAUGUCAUAUUUAAUAUCUUUGCUUAUAUAAAACAAAGAAAGAAUUCGAUAAAAAUAUAGUUGAAGAAAAUCGUAAUUGUCGUUUGCACAAAUUAUAUGUAUACUGUUAUCUGUUGUACUGGGAUCUAUAGUGUAGAAUUUAAGAUAGUUAUAGAAAUAUAAUUAGAAAUAUAAUAGAAACUGUAAUUUUUUGGGAUCUUAAUACAGGGAGUAUCAGAAUUUAUGCUACUCAGUUGUGAAUUUUAGCAUUUAAGUAUGAUAUGCGAUCUUAUCAAAUUACUUAUAUAAUUAAUAGAGAUUUUAAAAUAAAAUCUCAUUAUAGAUAGUGU